UGCACCCGCGGACACACACGCACGCACACACACACAUACACACACAUCCAUCCCACACUCGCACAUAAUACCCAAGGCUUCGCAUCCCCGGCUCGCACAGCCCAUCCGCUCGGGACGGUAAUCAACGCCGGAUGGGAUGUGGAGUCGUCAGGUGCAGCCGUCACCGCCACCUUCUCUGACGGCCUCUGGAAACCAGAGCUCUUGACGAGGAGGAGGAGAGGAGGAGGAGGAGGAGGAAGAAGAUUAAUCCCGCUAAACCGGCUCUUCCCCCUCCCUUUUCUUGCACCUUGCAAGACCGCCAGACUGCCGGGAGUAGCCGAGGGGAGCACCGCGGAGUCCUGAAAAAUGGAGAUCAUCGAAACAAGCACGAUUCAGCAGGAGAGGCUCCAGGCUAUAGCGGAAAAGAGAAAACGCCAAACGGAGAUUGAAAACAAACGGCGACAAUUAGAAGAUGACAGGCGCCAGUUACAGCACUUAAAGUCAAAGACUCUGCGAGAGAGAUGGCUGCUGGAAGGAGCUCCAUCAUCCACAGCUGAAGAGGGUGAAGCCACAAAGAAGCUGCUGGAGGAGGACAACUUGAAGGCCAAGGAACUGGAGGAGAACAUCCAGAGGUUGGAGAAAGAAUUGGAACAACUGGAAAAUGGGAUCUCGGCAUCUUCCACCAAAGAGAACAUGGCUGAGGAAACAACCAGAGUGGUAGUCAAGGAAGAGAAGCUACCCCACACGCCGAAGACUCCUCUAGGCUCAGCCAAAGCAGACAACAAAAUGUCCAACAGUCCCAUAAAAGUGGUGGAAGGCAAGGGCAGCGGCUUGAUGAAAGCAGCUAUGUACUCUGUAGAGAUCACUGUGGAGAAGGACAAACUCACAGGGGAGACCAAAGUCCUGUCCAGCACCACUAGACUGCCCAAAGAGAACACAGUUCAGGGAGUCAAAGUGUACGAGGACGAGCUGAAAGUGGUCCAUGCAGUCCGUACCGAAGAUGGGGCGAUUGAGAAUGGUGUCCACCAGCUCAGCUCAUCCGAAGUGGAUGAGCUCAUCCAUAAAGCCGACGAAGUGACCCUGAGUGAAGUCUCUGAGAAGGCUGCCAAAGAGGCCCAAAGCAAUCUCCCAAGCCAGAAGGUCACUCCCCGGAAGGAAAUCACAGGUGUGCAGGCUAAACCAAUGGAGAGCCCAAAGCUUGCGGGUGACGGGCCAGAGCCUAGCAAAGAACAACCCGUCACCAUGAUCUUCAUGGGCUACCAGAAUGUGGAAGACGAAAAUGAGACCAAAAAAGUGCUGGGGCUGGAAGGAGAGCAAAUCAAGGCCGAACUGGUGGUGAUAGAAGAUGCUGAGAAUAAACAAGCGGGAGACCACACAGCAGAUCACGCCCCACCUAAUGGCAGCGCGAUGGAACCCUUGACUCAGAAGGAGGAAAACCAAGUUGGAGCACAGCCAUCGGCCAAUGACACGGACCCCAAAGGAGCAGACCAGGAUCUUGACGCGAAGAAACAGCGUUGUAAAUGCUGCUCGGUUAUGUAAGAGGCCCUUGCCAAGCCCCUCCCUCAACUGUACAGCCAAUCAGGACUGCCUUUUCCCAUCAUUCUCACCUGGACACCUUGACUCCGCCUCUCCAGUCACCUUCUCAGUUCUACAAAGGUCUGAGUUCAAAGUGUUGCUAUUUUUACUUAACAAGAUGUGCUAUUUGCAUCCCCCAAGGAUGUUUUCCCCCCUUAUUUUCAAGUGACUGGGGGAAUAUAAGUGCAGUGCUGGUGAAAUCAUGUAAAAUAGCCAACAAUGACACUAAAUUGCCAGUCUGUUUUUUCCCCCUGCCUCCAUUAAUUCCUUUAUUCAUUAUUUCAUAAAGGAACAGACCCAAAAUCUAAUGAUGGAAGUGAUCCAAUCAGUCCAGUCCCUGUUCUUUCUUAUUUGGACAUUUUAAAUUGUAAUGGUUGACUAUACACGGAGACCUUUUGAUUAGAAACGAAAAAGAGUGAAUGCUUCCCCACAGUUCAGCCCUGUUUCCACUUUCUGAAAUGUUUAAAGAAAGAAAAUUAAUUGAUCAAGAAAGGAGACGCACGAUUCUUGGUUUCCUCUUGAAAUUUCUGAAUCUUUUGAAAUCCAAUUACCUUUGAUAUCUCCCAAAGUCCUUCACAUCCUAAUUUCCUUAAGGAUACUGGUAACAAAAAUCUGUGAAGAUGUGAAGAUCAGAAAACUAUCGAACAAACCAAGUUUUUCACAAGUUUUAAAAAUACGUCAACUCAUUUUUUUUUGUGCACCACAGAACUUGGUCCUGAACCAAAGUAUCCAGAUGUUAGAAACAUCUUCGCCUCCAAAAUAAUUCCAUGACAUCUUCACAAGAAUUUAUUGGCCUUCCCAUCCUGUUGAUUGCAGGAGCUUUGACAAGGAUGUAAUUGUUGAGCUUUAAAGCUCUGAAAAAGAAAAAACUGGGUUGAUUUUGUAUGUUUCCCCCCCAAAUGUUAUGAUGACAGCUACUCUGGACUAUAAGACUCUAGGGCUAUAGUUGAUGUCCAAGUAGACUUUAUGAUUCAGUGAACAAUCCCAGUCGAUAAUAAGAAUUACUGACGCUAAAUGUAUAUUUUGUGGCUGCUAGACCAGUCUUCCCCAACCUAGGACUUACACAUUGGACCAUUUGGCUACAGAUGAUGGGAACAGUCAUCUAACACAUCGGAAGGGCAUCUAGAUUGGGGAAGAUAUGAUGGAUUCCGUCAGUAGAACAGAGAGCUGGGCUGGGCUGUCAGGUGCUCAGCAUCGGACAAUGUACCUGCAAAUAGUUAAAGAGUAACAGGUAGAAGACCAGCCCAAUGAAAACCCCAGGCCAGACUGGUGGGGGGAAUGGGAGGGUCAAAGGCUUCCCUGUUAGAAGUGGCAAAAUGCAUUUAAAACCAA
Molecule: messenger RNA, 2886 nt
Organism: Thamnophis elegans (Western terrestrial garter snake)
Lineage: Eukaryota; Metazoa; Chordata; Lepidosauria; Squamata; Natricidae
Gene: PALM
Product: paralemmin
Exons: 9
Coding region: 346-1518 (390 amino acids)
Biological process (GO): regulation of cell shape
Cellular component (GO): membrane
Source: RefSeq, a predicted model, not a curated record